AUGCCUCGUGACAAGGACGUGUACUUUGCCAAGCUCGCUGAGCAGGCGGAACGAUACGAUGAAAUGGCGGAUUACAUGAAGGCCGUGGGAGAUGAUGGCUCUGAACUAUCUGUUGAGGAGCGCAACUUGCUGUCCGUGGCCUACAAAAACACCGUGGGAUCUCGCCGAGCUGCCUGGCGCAUCAUUUCAAGUGUCGAGCAGAAGGAGAAAUCCAAGGGCAACGAGACACAGGCUGGCUAUGCAAAGGACUACCGUGUCAAGGUGGAAAAUGAGCUGCAGAAGAUCUGCGACACAAUUCUGAAGCUCUUGGAUCAGGGUCUUAUUCCGAAAGCCACCCAGGCAGAGUCAAAGGUUUUCUAUCAAAAAAUGAAGGCUGAUUACUACCGUUACAUUGCAGAGUUCCGCAGUGGUGAUGAGAAGAGCAAAGCCGCAGAGGAGGCACGGAAGGCCUACGCAGAAGCGGCAGAGGUGGCAAAGAAAGACCUGCUUGUCACGCACCCAAUUCGUCUUGGCUUGGCCUUGAAUUACUCAGUCUUCAUGUACGAGGUGCUGAAUGACCCUGACGAAGCAUGCAAGAUGGCCCGCACCGCUUUUGAAGAUGCAAUUGCUGAACUUGACAACGUCGCCGAGGAUUCCUACAAAGACUCGACGCUGAUCAUGCAGCUUUUGCGAGACAACCUUACCCUCUGGACUUCUGACCAGGAAGCGGGUAACUAG
Durusdinium trenchii is the source of this 717-nucleotide messenger RNA. NCBI's taxonomy places the organism in Eukaryota, Dinophyceae, Suessiales, Symbiodiniaceae. The record is from the annotation of a GenBank genome assembly.